AUGGCUGACCUGAGCCCCGAGCUGCAGCACAAGCUCGAGGAGCUGGAUAGAGAAUUGGAGAAGCGUCGAACGAUCUUGCUAUCUCAGUAUAUGGCCCAGCCUGAAACUCCCCGCGAGCCUCCGAGGUCCGGUCUGCGCAUACACUCUCCCGAUGACGAUGACGAUCACCAAACUCCUGGCGGCCACAGAACCGCGGCCAUGCAUGCCCUAGGCGGCGGCCAGCAGCUUUACGAUGGCCCUAACUCACCAGUGCAGGCCGACUACGACGACUCACCGCCGUCCUUCCCGUCGCCGCAGAUGCACCCAGCCAGUCUGCUACAACCCGGUGGCCCAAUCGCCGAGCGCGGUGUUGGUGGUCAACCCAAGCGUGACUCCCUCUUCCUCACCCCGGGAAACAGCAAUGAUGUCACAAGGACCGAGACCAUGGUGUCGGGAGACUACGUCUUCAACCCAGAGCACCAAGGCGCAUAUCCCGACCAGCCACAGCAAGGGUACGACGGCAGGACCGGCACCUUGCUCGACUCCCAGGCCUACUUCUCCGACUUUGCUGGCCAGCAGCACUUUGAUGGCCCGACAUCUGGGGAGCCGGCAUCUGACUUCCCCGGACACCAGAGAUAUUCUAUACCCGAUGCCUUCUCGCCGUCUGCCGCAAUUGCUCCGCCAAUGCUGACAGCCAAUGACCUCCCGCCCCCGGAGGCGCUUGAAUACCAGUCACCACUCGAGCCCAGAGAGGUACCCUUUGGCAUCAAUGAUCCCCAUGACAGCAACGUCCCCAUGUCCAAUUUCGAUAACAUGGCUGCUGUCCUGAGGCACCGAGCACGAACGACAGCAAAGGUGCCUGCGUACUGGGUGUUGGACAACAAAGGCAAAGAAAUAGCCUCCAUCACGUGGGAAAAGCUUGCCUCGAGAGCUGAAAAGGUUGCUCAAGUGAUCAGAGACAAGAGCUCACUCUACCGUGGUGAUCGUGUAGCGCUGGUGUACCGAGACUCUGAAAUUAUCGAUUUCGUUAUUGCUCUCAUGGGCUGCUUCAUCGCUGGAGUCGUUGCCGUACCCAUCAAUGAUCUCCAAGACUACGCCCGCUUGAACAUCAUUUUGACGUCGACCCAGGCGCACCUGGCCUUGACAACAGAUAACAACUUGAAAACGUUCCAGCGUGACAUCACGGCCCAAAAGCUGACCUGGCCCAAGGGAGUCGAGUGGUGGAAAACCAACGAGUUUGGCAGCUAUCACCCUAAGCGGAAAGAUGAUGUACCAGCUCUUACUGUUCCGGACCUUGCAUACAUUGAGUUUAGUCGAGGGCCUACGGGCGAUCUCAGGGGCGUGGUGCUGAGCCAUCGAACCAUCAUGCACCAGAUGGCCUGCCUGAGUGCUGUAAUCUCGACUGCCCCUCGCAACGGCCCUGGCGAUACCUUCAAUCCUUCUUUGCGGGAUAAGAAUGGCAAGCUGAUUGGGGGCAAUACCGGUAGCGAGACGCUCGUUUCUUACCUCGAGCCAAGGCAGGGCAUCGGCAUGAUCUUGGGUGUUUUGCUGAACGUCUACGGCGGCCACACCACAGUCUGGUUUGACAACAAGGCUGUCGAGUCCCCUGGCCUGUACGCCCAUCUCAUCUCCAAGUACCGAGCUUCCAUCAUGGUGGCGGAUUACCCAGGACUCAAGCGCACCGUGUACAACUACCUCCAGGAGCCAAUGGCGACUCGAAAUUUCAAAAAGGGGAUGGAGCCCAAUUUCCAAGCCGUUAAGCUGUGCUUGAUCGACACUCUGACCGUCGAUAGUGAGUUCAAUGAGGUCCUGGGCGACAGAUGGCUUCGGCCUCUGCGAAGCGCAAGAUCGCGGGAUGCUGUGUCGCCCAUGCUAUGUCUCCCAGAACAUGGCGGAAUGGUCAUCAGCAUGAGGGAUUGGCUCGGUGGAGAAGAGCGUAUGGGCGUGCCCUUGAAGCUCGAUCUGGGAUCAGAUGUGGACUCGGAAGACGAGAAAGAAAAGGAGGAGGAGAAGGAGAAGCCAUCUGGGUUUGGCAGCUUGCUGGGCGGCACCACCACAACCACGGAGCAAAAGGCUAAAACAGAGGUCAACGAAGUUUUGCUUGAUCGCGAAGCCCUGAAAACAAACGAGGUUGUAGUCCUGGCUGUUGGUGAGGAGGCGAGGAAGAGGGCUGAAAGCGAGCCUGGAUCUGUCCGGGUAGGCGCCUUCGGGUACCCGAUUCCUGAUGCCACGCUCGCGGUUGUCGACCCGGAGAGCGGGUUGCUUGCCUCGAACUACACAGUCGGUGAGAUUUGGGUCGACUCUCCAUCUCUGUCCGGUGGAUUCUGGUCUCAGCCCAAGUUCACCGAAAUCAUCUUCCACGCUCGGUCAUACAAGUUUGAGCCUGGCGAGCCCACACCUACCCCAGUCGAACCAGAGUUUCUCCGAACGGGUUUAUUAGGCACGGUUAUCCAGGGCAAGAUCUUUGUGCUUGGCCUCUACGAGGAUCGUCUCCGACAGAGGGUUGAGUGGGUCGAGCACGGCCACGAGCUGGCGGAGUACAGGUACUUUUUCGUUCAGCAUAUCGUCGUCAGUAUUGUCAAGAGCGUGCCCAAGAUUUACGACUGCUCUGCAUUUGAUGUCUUCGUCAACGAUGAGCAUCUUCCGGUCGUGGUCCUGGAGACAGCAGCCGCUUCCACGGCACCUUUGCAGAAUGGAGGUCCGCCUAGACAGCCAGACAUGGCCUUGCUGGAUUCCUUGGCAGAGCGGUGUAUGGAGGUGUUGAUGCAGGAGCACCACAUUCGGAUAUACUGCGUUAUGAUUACCGCACCAAACUCACUGCCUCGGGUAACGAAGAAUGGCCGAAGCGAGAUUGGCAACAUGUUGUGCCGACGUGAUUUUGAUCUCGGCAACCUCCCCUGCGUCCACGUCAAGUUUGGAGUAGAGCAUGCUGUUCUCAAUCUUCCAGUUGGCAUAGACCCGAUGGGCGGGAUCUGGUCGCAGCUCGCAUCUGAAUCGCGUGCAGACAUUCUGGCUCCUGCAGACAAGCAGUAUUCAGGAAUUGAUAGGCGUGAAGUGGUUAUUGAUGAUAGAACCUCGACUCCCCUGAACAACUUCUCAUGCAUAACCGAUCUCAUCCAGUGGCGUGUAGCCCGUCAACCCGACGAGCUCUCGUACUGCACCAUCGACGGCAGAGGCCGCGAGGGCAAAGGCGUCACCUGGAAGAAAUUUGAUUCCAAGGUCGCCGCUGUGGCCAUGUAUCUCAAGAACAAGGUGAAACUCCGACCAGGCGACCACGUUGUCCUUAUGUACACACACUCGGAGGAGUUUGUGUUCGCCGUCCAUGCUUGUAUCAACCUCGGAUGUGUGGUGAUCCCGAUGGCCCCUCUCGAUACCAACCGGCUGAACGAGGAUGUGCCUGCUUAUCUGCACAUCAUUUCUGAUUAUCAUGUCAAGGCAAUAUUGGUUAACCAAGAGGUAGACCACCUACUUAGGAUGAAGGCAGUCUCCAGUCAUAUCAAGCAAUCGGCCCAAGUUCUCAAGGUCUCCAUGCCCAACUCGUACAACACUUCGAAGCCACCCAAACAGAGCAAUGGGCUUCGCGAUCUAGGAUUCACGAUAGACCCUGCAUGGAUACGUCCGGGAUGGCCCGUCAUCGUGUGGACAUAUUGGACACCCGACCAGCGCCGCAUCGCCGUUCAGCUUGGGCACCAGACUAUCAUGGGCAUGUGCAAGGUUCAAAAGGAAACGUGCCAGAUGACGAGCUCGAGACCUGUCCUGGGCUGCGUGCGGAGCACUACCGGUCUCGGCUUCAUCCACACGGCCCUCAUGGGUAUUUACAUUGGAACUCCAACGUAUCUCCUCUCGCCAGUCGAGUUUGCGCAGAACCCCAUGUCGUUGUUCGUCACCCUCUCGCGAUACAAGAUUAAAGAUACGUACGCGACACCGCAGAUGUUGGAUCACGCUAUGGCUUCUAUGCACGCUAAGGGGUUCACCCUUCAUGAGAUGAGGAACAUGAUGAUCUCGGCGGACGCUCGACCAAGGGUGGAUGUCUUCCAGAAGGUUAGGCUGCACUUUGCCCAAUCCGGACUUGACCGGACGGCAAUCAACACCGUGUACUCCCACGUCCUGAAUCCCAUGGUGGCGUCCAGAUCCUACAUGUGCAUUGAACCCAUCGAGCUCUGGCUGGAUAUACGAGCACUGCGUCGGGGGCUCAUCAUGCCUGUUGACCCCGAAACGGACCCGUCGGCACUGCUUGUGCAAGACUCUGGCAUGGUACCUGUGUCAACGCAGAUUGCCAUUGUGAACCCCGAGAGCCGGGAGCAUUGCUAUGACGGUGAGUACGGUGAGAUCUGGGUCGACUCGGAAGCAUGCGUGAGAUCCUUUUAUGGUUCCAAGGACAGCUUCGAUGCCGAGCGGUUUGAUGGACGCACCAUUGAUGGUGACCCGGACGUACAAUACGUACGAACUGGCGACCUCGGAUUCUUGUACAACAUCAGCCGGCCAAUCGGUCCCAAUGGCGCUCAGGUCGACAUGCAGGUCCUCUUCGUGUUGGGCGGCAUCGGUGAAACCUUUGAGAUCAAUGGCCUGAGCCACUUCCCUAUGGACAUAGAGGCGUCGAUCGAGCGCUGCCAUCGCAAUAUCAUCCCUAGUGGCAGCGCUGUGUUCCAAGCAGGCGGCCUUGUUGUUGUCCUGGUUGAGGUGUCCAAAAAGUCGUAUUUGGCAUCCAUGGUUCCAGUGAUUGUCAACGCCAUCUUGAACGAGCAUCAAAUUAUUGUUGACAUUGUCGCCUUUGUUGGUAAGGGAGACUUCCCAAGGUCUAGGCUCGGUGAGAAGCAACGAGGCAAGCUCCUUGCAGGAUGGGUUACCCGGAAGAUGAGGACGAUAGCACAGUUCGCGAUCCGGGACCUGGAUGCUGCUGCCAUGGGCGACAUGGGCGACACUUCGGCAAAUAUGCGCAGAGUCUCCAUGGCUAGUGCACAUAGCGGCAACGGUGGCCACCACGCCCCGAGUUUAAGGAACAUGGAACAGGCGCCGAGAAUUACCGAGCAACAGGAGGAAUACGACCAUCACCUUCCGCCGGCAUCCCUCCACGUAGGAAUCCCCGCACAACAGGCGGCGACAAUGGGCUAUCCUCCUGGAACGGGAGAGUCGACAGAUUUGGUGUCUCCGUUGGAGGAUGAUUCUCACUCUUUCGAUGCAGGCCACGGCCCGGGAGAUCAUAGUCGUCAUUACCACGCCCCUGUUUCCCCAGCCUCAAACACGGGUAUGAGCUUUGCCCAAGCACCACCACAGAUCCGACUUCCCAACGAGAGCCAAGACGGCAGCGGAUUCUGGGACCCGAAUCAAGGAAACGCAUGGGAAGCAGAUGCUCUCAAGCAGCUGGAUCUCCAGCCGCACGCAAAAUAG
Messenger RNA from Clonostachys rhizophaga, 5367 nucleotides. The record is from the annotation of a GenBank genome assembly. Lineage: Eukaryota; Fungi; Ascomycota; Sordariomycetes; Hypocreales; Bionectriaceae.